Messenger RNA from Vicugna pacos (alpaca), 3923 nucleotides. The record is from RefSeq and is a predicted model, not a curated record. Lineage: Eukaryota; Metazoa; Chordata; Mammalia; Artiodactyla; Camelidae.
AAUAAGAGAUUGUAUGGGGUGGGAUUACUUAUGAGAGUGAAGACAGACAAACUGGUGACUUGUGUGCACACAUUCCUUUUCAGGGUGAAGAGGCUAAAUCUUGAAUGUGAGGUGAGGGAGAGGAUGUGAGUGAACGGGGCCCCAAGAUAUACAGUUCUGUAUACUGGCCAUCAGGUGACCGUGUCUACUCAGAUUCUGUCAAAUUUUAAGAACAAAUGCACCUUAUAGCUCAUGGAAGAAAAAACACAAAUCAAGACUUUUUUGGGUUCCAAGUUGCCAAAGUAUGGAGCAAAAUCUGUGAGAAGUACACUGCAGCCAAUGCCAAAUGGGAAACCUGUUAAUUUAUUGGGAACUUCCAAGAGUAGCAACGCCAAAAGUUACAUCAAAAGUAAUGGCUCUGAUUGUUCGUCAUCCCAUUCAUUUAAUUGGAGAGCGGCAAAUAAAUACCAGUUCAGUGCGCAAAGUCCCGAAGAGCCUAGCAGUACUCAGAGUUCACAUGAUAGCGUAACUGAUCCUGAAAAACAUGCACCUGCUCAAGGAAUGUUUGAUAGAAAUGGGAUAAAAGGAGGUCUGAAAAGUAUUUCUUUACUUACAUCAAAGUUAGUAAAGCCACCCACUAUGUUUGUGUCAUCUACAGAGGAGUUAAACCAAAAGUCUUUGUCUGGACCAUCUAAUUUGGGUAAAUUCACCAAAGGCACAUUAUUAGGAAGGACUUCAUAUGCUUCGGUCAGUGCUCCAAAGUCACAGUUGAAUGGCUUUUAUGGAAACCGGUCAGCUGGUAGCAUCCAAAGGCCUAGAGCAAACUCCUGUGCCACCCGCAACAGUUCUGGAGAAAGCUUAGCACAAUCCCUAGACAAUAUUAAAUCUCUUGCUUGUGAAAAAAUGGUAAGGUCACAAAGUUUUUCACAUUCCAUUCAGAAUUCAUUCCUUCCACCUUCAUCUAUAACCAGAUCACAUUCCUUCAAUAGAGCUGCAGAUCUUACAAAGCCUUAUCAGAGCCAACAAUUACCCAUUAGAGUGCCUCUGAGGUCAAGUAUGCUAACCAGAAAUUCCCGGCCGUCAGAAGUACUCAAUGGGAACGAACAUUUAGGGUAUGGGUUUAACAGGCCUUAUGCUGCUGGUGGAAAGAAGCUGGCUUUACCGAAUGGUCCGGGUGUGACUUCCACUUUGGGUUAUAGGAUGAUUCAUCCCUCUCUACUGAAAUCAAGCCGACCUCCAUUUUCUGGGACUAUCACAGUUGAUGGCAAUAAAAAUUCACCUGCUGGCGCGUGUAUAGAGGAAGAUGCUGCCCUUGUGGCUAAAGACAGAGCUACUGAAAAAAACCAAGAACGAAUUGAAAAUGCUAAUUAUAGAACAGAAAAUGACCAGACCAUGAAGCACGAUGCUAAAAUUAGAUACCUGAGUGAUGAUGUGGAUGACAUUUCCUUGUCUUCUCUGUCAUCUUCUGAUAAAAAUGAUUUAAGUGAAGACUUUAGUGAUGAUUUUAUAGACAUAGAAGACUCCAACAGAACUAGAAUAACUCCAGAAGAAAUUUCUCUCAAAGAAGAAAAGCAUGAAACUGUACCACCAAAGGAUAUACUUGAUACCCCCAAGGAAAAUGAAAAAUCCUUCAGUAAAACUGAUGAAUGGAUUGAUAUAAGUGUCUCUGUUGAAGACAGGAGUGAAUGUUCAAAACAUACAUCUGGGAAUAACUUGGUUUCACCAGAUACAGAUUACAGAGCUGGUUCUUCGUUUGAACUCUCUCCAUCUGAUAGCUCUGAUGGGACGUACAUGUGGGAUGAAGAGGGCUUGGAGCCCAUUGGAAAUAUCCACCCAGUUGGGAGCUAUGAGUCCUCCGAGAUGAACAGCAUAGAUAUCCUGAAUAAUCUUGAAUCAUGUGACCUUGAGGAUGAUGACCUUAUGCUUGAUGUGGAUCUACCUGAGGAUGCACCUCUCGAAAAUGUGGAGUGUGACAAUAUGAACCGCUUUGACCGAUCAGACAGAAAUGUUCGGCAGUCUCAGGAAGGAUUUUGGAAAAGGCCACCCCAGAGGUGGAGUGGACAGGAGCAUUACCACCUCAGCCAUCCUGACCACUAUCAUCACCAUGGAAAAAGUGACUUGAGCAGAGGCUCUCCCUAUAGAGAAUCUCCUUUGGGUCAUUUUGAAAGCUAUGGAGGCACCCCCUUUUUCCAGGCUCAGAAGAUGUUUGUAGAUGUCCCAGAAAAUACAGUGGUACUGGAUGAGAUGACCCUCCGGCACAUGGUUCAGGAUUGCACCGCUGUCAAAACUCAGUUACUCAAACUGAAACGUCUGCUGCAUCAGCAUGAUGGAAGUGGUUCAUUGCAUGAUGUUCAACUCUCAUUGCCAUCCAGUCCGGAACCAGAAGAUGGUGAUCAAAUAUACAAGAAUGAAGAUUUGUUAAAUGAAAUAAAACAACUUAAGGAGGAAAUAAAGAAGAAAGAUGAAAAAAUCCAACUAUUAGAACAUCAGCUUGCAACUCGGUGUAACUGCCACCAAAAAUCUAAAGAAGAAAAAUGCACAUAUGCUGAUAAAUAUACCCAAACACCCUGGAGAAGAAUUCCUCCUCAAGUACUACAGCCUUCCAGCAGCCUGCCCAGACCCACAAACCCCGCCCAGGGAAAACUAACAAAGCCGCAGCACAUCGAGGCCCUCAGUGAGCGCACAGCCCAGGACGCGCAUCAGGGUGUUGCACAUCCGGAUGGAAGCUUCACACGUGGCUUGCAGCAAGAAAGCAACAAUGGUCUGGAAGGCCAGCCUUUUUCAUCAAGCCUGCAGUUUACUAAGGAUGUGACGAAGAGUACGCCCUCUGCAGCAAACUUGAACAUGACCAUGAAUGCUCAAGAGCCUUAUCAUUCAGCAAGUCAUCAAAUUAGUGCCAUGCAGUUUGUACCCACUUCUCUCCAGACGCCUCCCCAGUCAAGUACAGCAGACCAGGCUAAGGGAGUUGGAAGAAAUCAGUCUUCACUGGAGGGCUACACAUCUCAGCCCAAAUCCUUGCAGCUUCUUAAGCCAUCCGUUUUGAAUUCUUUGGUACCUCCACCGGUUCCUGAAACAUCUCCAAGUAGGACUCACACUUGUAAGAAGUCACCAGUGAUCACACCAUGUAAUUCAGCAAAACCGCAGCCAACAUCUAGUCAGACAACUCUUGCAAGUAAUCCAAAUCUAAAAGCAUCUAAGCUCCGCCCCCCUUCUGGCUCUUUCAAACAAAAACAAACAAGCAGCCCCCGACUAGAGCCUCCAAACCUCCAGGCCAAGACAAGCAUCCCAAGGCCACUGAUGAGAAGAAAGGAGAUUGUGCAGAACCCUAAUGACAGUUUGAAUUCUGGGGAUUGUUUGGCCUCUAAUCAAUAUUCUCGUCUUCCUAAACCAAAGAUACAUUAAGUAAAUAGCCAUCACCUGCCACUUUGCUUUUUUUUUUUUUAAAAAAAAAAAGAAAAAGGUUUGUUCUGUAAUAAACUUUAUGUGCAGUUUGCUACCGUGAUGGAGGUUCCAUUGAAAGCUUGCAAAUCGUAAAAUUAAAAUGUGGAAGCUUCUACUCAUUUGGCUCUUACAUUUUAUAUCCUGGUUGAAGUACACAGCAUUUGAGCAUAUUUGUCUCAGGUAAACACAAAAGUUUGCUUACCCAUCGGAGGUCUACAGAAGGCUCUAAUCAUGUUAUUCCAUCCCUCUGCACAUCAGAAAAUUCCUAGCGUUCCACUUAGCAGGCAACACAUGUGCUUUGCUGAUUGCGUCCUUCUAAGGUCUGUAUUGUGGUUCUCAGAGCCUCACCCCUUUUCACGUGUUCCUCCUGUGAAUGUGGUUACUAUUUUAACUAAAGAUUUGGUGAUAAUGGAAGAUAGUAAGCAGAAUUCUGGCCAGUGAUUUGUAUAUUUAUAAGGUCUAUGCAAAAGUUCUGUGAUGAAUAAAGGUGAUCAGGCUUUGAA